AUGUCGUCGGACUUUGGUAAUCCUCUAAGAAAAUUCAAGUUGGUCUUUUUAGGUGAACAGAGCGGUAAGUUUGCAGUAGUGUCAACUUACUCAUGGAGAUCGUAAAUUUCAGGGUGUUCGAAAAGUCAGCUGUGAAAAGUGUACUUUUUAGCAUAAUUAAGUGCCUGCCCAGAUUGUGUUUUGAACUCUCGGGCUAAAUAGAAGUGAUAUGGUUUGCUUUUCAGUGGGAAAGACUUCUCUUAUAACAAGGUUCAUGUAUGACAGCUUUGACAACACCUAUCAAGUAAGUGUGAGAAAUCGAUCGGUCUUCUACAAAUUUGCAGCCGGCGUUUGAUGUUUCUGACAUCGAUCGCUGGCUUCAAGUCUGUUUAUAAUCAGUACAAAGCUUGCAUUUUUUCAGAAUAGUAUUAGGUAUUGUCUUUCAGAUAUUCUGCAUUCUAACCCUAACGGUCAAUAUUGCCUUUGGAAUUGAUAGAUUAUUGGAUCGACAAUUUUAUUUAAUACGAAAAUUGAGUUAAAAUGCAGCUGUAUCACCAGAUCAUGUAGAAGGUUUGGUUCAGUUGAUACAAUACUAUUUUUUUUCAUGAGAAUUUAUUAGAGUAAUGCUCUAAAGUAAACAUCCAUUUAUUGAAUUCUGGUAAUUUCUCAUGGAAGUUUCACAAAUUAAACUUUGCAAAUUGCAGAAAUUUGACAACUCUAAAAGGAAAUAAAAAUGACAUAGAUUAGAUGCAAAUAAGUGGUGAUGUAAGAGAUGAUAAUAUAGGCUGGUGAACAUUAUGCAAAAAUCAUUUCUGCUGUACUUUCAAUUUAGCUACCUAUAUUGGCACCAAAUCCUAAAGAGCUGACAUCUUGUUACUAUAAUUAUAUAAGUAUGUGUAAUCAAAUGGUGACGAGUGAAUUAAUUAGGGAAUAAUUUCACUUGCGUUUUGUCCAAAUCCUAAUAAUUUCCCGAGCCUUCAGGCGAGGGAAAUUAUUAGGAUUUAUUACAUCUUCAUUCACGGCUUUUUAAAACUUUGUCGCCAUCUUGACACUGAGACGUACGGAAGGGUUGCCAUGGCAAUUUUGUAAUUUCACAUGUGAAAUUACAAAUUACCGCUGAAAUUUUGCGCCAAAAUUAAGGGGUAAUUCGUCACCUAUGAUAUUACAUAGAUAACUUCACUAUGAUGUCAAUUUUACAUCAUAAAUAAGUUCUUUGUUGGUAGUAUUAUUAGCAGCCUUUUCCUUCCCAGAAACUUGUGAAUGAAAGGGUUAAAGGGAUGUUUGUGAUAAAUUGUUGUUUUUUCCUUUGUCCUCUUUUUCAAAAGCAACAAAAUAUAUUUCUCCCUCUUGUAGCAGUUCUUGUCAAAGCACCACAUUUUGCCACUAUACAUUAUCAGUGUUGUUAACUCUAUUUUGUACACAAAAUGAGCUUUUUGUGGGGAUAAGACUGAUAAGUAUAAAGAAAAAAGGCAAAUCCCUUAUAUUUAUCACUAUCUUAUCCCUUUGUCUCUUAAAAGACUGCAAGCAGACGCUUGUUUUUCUUCAAAGUUACUGGGGUUUGACACUUCUGCAAUCUACAAGAAAUAAUGUUGUGAACCCAGGAGGAAAAAGAAGAGACUGCUUCAAAAGCCAGGGUGAAUGAAUUAUGUUUUCCGUGCACAAUGAGAAGCUACAAUAUUGGUUAUGCCUAUAGCAUUAUCAAAAUAGUCUAGAUUUCAAAUUUGUACCCAAAAAUUAUUUGACAAUAAAAGGUGAUUCAUUCCAGCUUUGGUAGUAGUCUCUCUCUUUUCUUUUUUUCCUGUCUCUAGUUGUACAUGUGACAAUUUUCUUCUAUUGCGCAUUUCGCAUAAAGGGAUGUUGCUUGAAGUCUAGUCUCUUAGUAAUGUGCUGACUGGCAGUUAAAAAAAGUAAGGGUUCUAUGGACAUAAAUAUGUUGAAAUUCCAAAGUUUUACUGGUCCUUUAUUUCAAAUUAAUAAUCUCAAACCUCUUUCAAGGCUUUGCUCUAAGGAAAAUUGAAAGCAGCCCAGUGCUCUGUGUAAUCCAGGGUGCCUAGCAUAUGUUUUAUAUUUUAAAAAAGUAAGAUUUUCUAGUCACCUGGAGGCAACCCAGGAGCAAUCAUUAGGUGCCAGGGGCCCCUGGGUGCUGUUAGAGCAUAGCCUUGACUAAGUAAUAAUCAUUGGUUAUUACUAUUUAUUUUCUAUGUUUGUGCUAAUUAUUGCAACCCUCUUUUCAGGCCACUAUUGGAAUAGACUUUCUGUCAAAAACAAUGUACUUAGAAGACAGAACGGUAGGCUUGUUAAAUUACUUAUUACUCUAUAAAAUAGGCAGGACAAGGUUAUGAGUUAUUUUAAUUUAAAAACUGGGUGGUUCUAGUAGUAGAUUCUGUUAACCAAGGUGCUUCUUAAGGAUAGUUGAUGAUUUUUAUAGUCAUAAUGAUUUUACUACUGGAAAAGGUGACAGUCACUGAUUAGAGUUGGCAUUUACUUACAGUACCUUAUAAUAUUGCCUUUUGCAUUAUGAGCCUCCUACAUGUAUAACACUCAAGCCUGUUGAAUUUAGUUGUUUUUUUCUUGUUUGUUCAGGUUCGAUUGCAACUUUGGGACACAGCUGGUCAGGAAAGAUUUAGAAGCUUAAUACCGAGCUACAUACGAGACUCAAGUGUGGCUGUUGUAGUUUAUGACAUAACAAGUAAAUAUGUUAGAUAGUUUUACUUUGUAAUGUAGUUGUUAAAUUUUGCUUGACUCAUCUGCCUUGCUGUAGAGUCUUUUCACAUGACAUCAUGGCAGUGUUCUCGUUAUCAGGUGGUAACCAGUAAAAUUUAUUGCCUGAAGCAACUUGAAGGUUUACUAAAAUUAAAGAAGUAGUGUUAAAAAAAAACAAGUUGUGAUCCGAUCCGAUUCUCACAUGCCACAGCUUUUCUUUUUUAUGGCCACCCAUUUUGGAAAGAGAACAUUGUAACAGAACAGAGUAGAAUUAUUGGAAUCAACCGUUUCUAAAUUGUUGUGUAAAGGUAACAACGGCCAAUUUACUUAAAAAAAGGUCUUAAAAUGACGGAAGGGCAUUUCAGAGAACUUAGCUCAUAAAUUUCCCAGCAAGGGUGGGGCCAUGUCCUGCACUUCACUACCCCCCUGCCCUCAGGAAAGUGCACCUUUGGUACCUUUACCUUAGUGGCUAUGAAUGGUUCGUAACCUGCUGAGGUAAAAGUUAGGGAGAACACAGCACGGCGACCAUAUUGGUGUCCCAAAACAAUGAAACGGUGGCCAUGUUGGUGUACCGAACCAGUCCCAGUUUUCUCCUUAUCAGGUGGUAACCAGUAAAAUUUACUGUCUGAAGCAACACUUCUUACUGCCUGCAACCGCUUGAAAGUUUACUAAAAUUAAAUAAGUUGUUUUAUAAAAUACGCAAGUUGUGAUCCAAUCCGAUCAAGGUAAUGAAUGAAUAUAUAAAAAUGUACUAAAGUAUGCACAGCUUUUCAUUUUAUGGGCCACACAUCUUGGAAAGAGAGCAUUAUUGAAGACAUUAUUGAAAUCAAAUGUUUUAUAUUGUUGUCUAAAGAUAACAGCGGCUGAUUUGCAUAAAAUAGGUCUUAAAAUGAGGGAAUGACAUUUCAGAGAACUUAGCUCCUAAAUUUCACAGUGAGGUCAAAGCCAUGUCCCUCACUCCACUAACCCGGGGCUAGUGGAUUUUGCUAUCGGGCUAGUGAAUUCUGUUUUUAACUUGCCCGAUGGGCAAGUGAUAUUUCUUUAGGAAUUCAAAUAACAGAAGAACUGUAGUCAAUCCUGCUGAUCAAUUUUGUUUGGCACUAGUUGAAAUGACUUUCGGGCUAGUACAUGCUAGUUAUAGCUUGCCCAAAUGGCAAGCUGUAAAACUGACUUUCUUUGCACCCUGCGUAAAAAAAAAUUGCUUUGAGCUUUAAACAGCUUCUCUCAACUAAUGUUUGAAGGAAAUGUAUGGAGAUCAGUCUCCAGAGUUUUAUGUUGAUAUGGGGGCAUAACAUGUAUAUGACACAAUUUUUCUCUUUGUAGGUUUUCGUUCUACAAUAUGUGUAAAAUAUCUAUCCAAAAUUUAAACUCCUCAAUAAUCUUGCCAAACCUUUUUUUUUUUUUUUUAAACAUAUGAAUUUGCCUUAAAAAAAAUUUCCACCCUAUCAUGCAACAAAACUGACAAGUGUGAGGUAGCAAGAAGGUGCAGAAGCAAAGGCUGAGUAAACGAACUGACUUCACAUGAUGUCAUCAGCCUUUCUUUCAUCCUUUACUCAUUCCCAGUCUUUUGGAUAUUUCCAAAGGGAAAAAAAAACAGACUGUGGAUGGCCCAAAUUCAAGGAACAAUGUGACAACCAUUCAGCCAGGUGCCUCCUCUAAUAAUUUCAAAAGGCUCGACUGAAAAUUAAGAUCAUUAUACGUUUCUGGGAAACUGCGCACCUACCUCACCACUAAGCCAACAUUUUGCCUUAAGUGAGAAGUAAGUGUUUAUAUAAUUGGCUUAGGGGAGGGGUAGGUGGGCAGUUUCAUAUAAACAUAUAAUGAUCCUCUCUAUGAACAGUUUUGGUCAUUUAUUUCUAGAUUAUAACUCCUUUCAGCAAACAGCAAAAUGGAUUGAUGAUGUGAGAACAGAAAGAGGAAGCGAUGUUAUUAUUAUGUUGGUUGGAAAUAAGACGGAUCUCUCAGACAAAAGGUCAGGUAACUUCCAUUUUUUGUUUUAUCUUUGUUUUAUUGUCAGUCAUAAUUUCAUAGUAAAAAACAAAAUAACUAACAUUAUUAUAAUUUUAGAGAGGCUACUCUGUAAACUGUAAUUUUGCUACUUUUUUUUCUAGUUUUUUACAAUUUUUGUAAUCUUUCCUUUGUAUGUAAAUAUGAAAUAAAGUGUUGUUGUAAAAAAAAAAAAACAUUAUUUAGAGAGUGUGCCAAUUAACAGUUUCAAGAACUUACAAUAUACAAAACUGUGGUCCACCGCAUACCCCAAACUACUAUUUGGAGACACUUUGCAGUAAAAUACCGUAAAAUCCCACAUUAAAGCCGUGGGCUUACAUAACUUCAUAAGGGGUUUUGGGUGGGCUUAUAAAUGGGGGCUUUCAUCCAGAGGGACUUAAAACCAGGGGACUUGAACAUGGGAUUUUAUGGUAUUUGACUGUUGAAUGUUGUUUUUGGAGAAAGAGGAAAUCGGUAGUAUUCAGAGAGAAACCGCUGGCAUUGAUGCCAGGACUUGAAAUCAGGGUACAUUGGAGGAAAGCUGGUGCUCUCACUGCUGGACCAGUCCUAGCCUGAGAAAACAGCCAACAUUUUGCGACCCUACCACUGAAAAUUGGCUUCAACCAGUCAGAAGCACUACCCAGAUCUGGGUAGUGACCCGUCAUCAGUAUGGAAUUUCUGCUGUCAUUCAGACGUCAUUUUGUGGGGAAAGCAAAGGUGGCAUCGGGAAAUGUUGGCAGUUUCCCAGGCUGGGCCAAACCUGCUCAGCUCCUUAAUUCUUUAAAAAUAAUGAAACGGCUUGACAUUAAGUGUAAUCAAAAAGGGUUUCCCAAUUUUUCUUAAUUCAGACAAGUAACAACAGAAGAAGGAGAAAGAAAAGCAAAAGAAUUGAAUGUCAUGUUUAUAGAAACAAGCGCCAAGGCAGGAUACAAUGUAAAACAGGUACAAAACAGAAAAAUUGUUCUUUAAUCUAGUGUGAAUGUACUGUUUACCUAAGAUGUAGUUAGUAGAGUUGUUUUCCAGUGCAGAAAUUUAAUGCUGCAGAACCUAGGAUCCUGCUUAGGAUGGAUGCCUUUGGGUAUAAUUUAGGGAAGGGAACAACAAGCUUCCCCUUUGCACUAGCCGCUUUAACAUUUUGCUUCCCAGCCCAUUGUUUGCUUGUCUUAGUCAGGGCUGUCAAUAAGGGCUGGUAGCAGACCAAAACUGCUGGCUAGUUAGCCAUCCUUAGCUGGCUACUUUCAUCUUCUUCUACCAUAACUGCUAACAAAAAAUAAGCACCGUCAAAUAAAAUAUUAUUAUAAAGCAUCUGUUUCUCAGAUUUGAAUGACAUUGAAUGCAUAUUGAAACAGGUUUAGAUCUGUGGAACGUUCGAACCAUACAAUGUUGUGGAACGCCUGGGACGUUUCAACAGCAUUGUUCCCAGUUUUGCCUGUAUUCUGACAAAACAACAUGUGUCCGUAGUGGAAAAUACCUCUUGAAAACCCCUGGAAACGCCAUUUCCGAGACUCUAAUUUUUAAAAUGGCCCUAGAUAUCGUGGCCCUCAAGAACUUGUAACUUUGGUGCAAGUUCCAAAGCCGCCUACUACUCAUUAUCAGCCUGCUACUUAAAAACGUUUUGACAGCCCUGCUUAGUUUAAAAUCUUACAUGUAGUUAAAAGAUGACUCGCCUAGAGAAGUUUUUGUGCAGCAAGAAAAUCUGUAUGUACUUGUCCCAGAUGACCAUACAAGACUUUAUUCGAACCUUGGAGGGAAAGGGUAGGUUUAGGGGUGGGCCGAGAGGGCCGCGGCCAUCCCUUUUCUUUUUGAAAUUUUGUAUUAUUAUUAGAGAAUUCUCAGAAAAAUAAAAAGAAUCUAUAUAGCUGGUAAGUGGGCAAGUGUCUCGGCCACCCCUUUCGGAAUUUUUUGGAUCUGCCCUUGGAGGGGAAAAGGCAACUGAGCACAACAUUGCUGUGGGACAAUUUGCCCCUUUAAUGUUAUAUUAUUAUUUCAUUUCUUAUUUGGUUUAUUUUUGAGGUUCUUUGGCUUGGUAAGCCUGUCUGUUCACUGUCAGUUCAGAUUUUUGCAUGUUAUUAGAACAUUCAGUGUGUUAUUUUGUGCUUUUAUUAAUAGCUCUUCAGAAGAGUUGCUGCAGCAUUACCUGGAAUGGAAAGCAAUGCACCAGACAAACACAAAGAUGACCUCAUAGAAGUCAAACUAAAAGAUACACCACAGGAACCCCAACAACCAAGUGGAGGCUGUGGUUGUUGA
Porites evermanni is the source of this 6915-nucleotide messenger RNA. Lineage: Eukaryota; Metazoa; Cnidaria; Anthozoa; Scleractinia; Poritidae. The record is from the annotation of a GenBank genome assembly.